This is a messenger RNA of Suillus subalutaceus, 1093 nucleotides long. RefSeq lists its product as uncharacterized. Bases 82 to 1041 code for a protein of 319 amino acids. The transcript is spliced from 7 exons. Gene Ontology annotation, molecular function: ubiquitin binding; serine-type endopeptidase activity. Gene Ontology annotation, cellular component: membrane. Lineage: Eukaryota; Fungi; Basidiomycota; Agaricomycetes; Boletales; Suillaceae. The record is from RefSeq and is a predicted model, not a curated record.
CCUGAGCGUUGCAACCUGCCCACCAGGACCCAGUGACCUCAAUCAGCACCAGUGUUUUGCUCUCGAGUCCUAAGUAUUAUCAUGUCGUUCGAGCAUGCUCCCGUCACUAAAGGUCUCAUGAUGGGUAGCGCAUUGACAUCCAUCGUCGGUGGCAUUUUCGAUGUCAAGCACUACUUACACCUUCAGCUCGUGCCCCACGUGUCACGCAACCAUCAGUACUGGCGCCUCUUGCUUCAUCAUACUGCAUUCUCAAAUUCAAGCGAUCUCCUCAUUGCCGAGAUUCUGCUAUAUGGCGUCGGUGUACAUAUAGAACGUCAGUUUGGAAGCGUUAAAUUCGCGUCAUUCACCGCAGCCUCCGUUCUACUCGCAACGAUAUUAGAGUUUCUUACUCUCAUAUUAUUCCACAAUAUAGGAAUCAAUCAGAUCCCAUCCGGUCCAUCGGCACUACUCUUCAGCAUCCUUUAUCAGUGGUAUAGGCUGAUUCCUCCAGCGUACCAUUUUAGAAUAUUUGGAAUUGCUGGAAGCAAUAAAGCGUUCGUGUACAUACUUGCUUCUCAGCUUGCUUUAGGGCACCUUCCGGGUUCAUUUGCCCCAGCAGUUGUUGGACUACUCACCGGCUUCAUAUAUCGCUCAGAACUUGUCAAUAUUAAGAGUUGGCGACUGUCACCACCUAUAAUCCGCUUUAGUACGCGUUUCUUGCUUCCAUUGGUAGGUUCUACUCGCGCACCACGACGGUCUACCCGCGCUCGUCCCGAAACAACCCAUCAAGCGCCAAGCCCUGACAUCGGGAAUGAAGAGAUAAUCGCCACCGCGCGUCCUUCGGCAGGCACAGAAGAAACUGGAGGUUCCGUGGUGCGGGAAUGGGUUAACGAACUCACAGGGAGGAACGAGCAAGGCACCACAGGGGUUCGUGUCCCGACCGAUGCUGAAAUUACUCAGUUGACAACAAUGUUCCCAAAUAUGCAACGAGCCGUUAUCGUCGGGGCAUUACAGAGGAGUCCAAACAUUGAGAGUGCAGUUGAAUUACUCUUGGCUUCCUGAUGAUUUCGGUUCAGACAUCCUUGCAUACAUCUCUUUGUCCCAUUCGGAACAG